Molecule: messenger RNA, 1593 nt
Organism: Vanrija pseudolonga
Lineage: Eukaryota; Fungi; Basidiomycota; Tremellomycetes; Trichosporonales; Trichosporonaceae
Gene: TUN
Product: UDP-glycosyltransferase TURAN
Exons: 7
Coding region: 39-1568 (509 amino acids)
Cellular component (GO): endoplasmic reticulum
Molecular function (GO): mannosyltransferase activity
Source: RefSeq, a predicted model, not a curated record
CUCUUGUCAACACUUCUACACCGACACAGUUUCCAGCAAUGGAAAACGCCAUAUUCAAGGGGGACAACAACCCCAACGCAAUCCCAGUAUGGGGCGUGUUCGCCAUCUUUGCAGCGCUCAUCGUCCCCCCCAUGACACUCUUUGUCCUCUUUGCCCACCGCAUCGAGACGCGCCCGAGCAGGCAUCGCACAGCCACCCUCCUCGUCCUCGGCGACAUUGGAAGGAGCCCGCGUAUGAUGUACCACGCCGAGAGCUUGGCCAAGGCCGGCUGGGACACCUAUGUCAUCGGAUAUGGCGACACCACCCCGAUCCCAGCACUGCUCGAGACGCCUCUGGUCCAUCUGCUCCACUUGGCCAACCCACCAAAGCCGCUCCUUGCGCUGCCUUGGAUCUUGAGAGCCCCUAUUCGUAUCGUCUACCAAGUCAUCUCGGUCAUCUACCUCGCCAUCUUCAAGGUCCCGUGCAACACCCAGAUCCUUCUGGUCCAGAACCCACCCUCUAUCCCCACCCUGCUCCUCGCUCAGCUUAUUUGUGGUACAACGCGCUCAAGGCUCAUCAUCGACUGGCACAACACGGGCUACUCGAUCCUUGCCAUGCGGCUUGGUGAGAAGUCGCCCUUGGUCCGCAUCGCCAAGUGGUUCGAGCGCACUUUCGGCCAGGACGCAUACUGCCACCUCUUCGUCACACGUGCGCUGGAAGAGUUCCUUGUCAAGGAGUGGCACCUUCGCGGCCGCACUGCUGUCCUGCAUGACCGCCCACCAGCGCAGUUCCGCCGCACCGAGAUGAUCAACCGCUUAGAGCUGUUCAAGCGCAUCACUCCCGAGGUCCAGCCGCCUCUUCCCGACUUCAUCAAUACCAAGGAUAUCAAGAAGACUGCCUUCACCGAGCUGACGCCCUCGGGCACCGUCGAACUUCGCCCCGACCGCCCUGCCUUCCUCGUUUCAUCUACGUCAUGGACCGCUGACGAGGACUUCUCUUUGCUACUCAAGGCGCUGGACAUCUACCAGAAGGCCAAGACGGCCGGCGCCAAGAAGCUCCCCGUCGUCGUCAUGGUUAUCACAGGCAAGGGCGCGCUCCGCAAACAGUUCGAAGCCGAGGUUGCCAAACGCGAAAACUCGGGCGCCUGGCCUGACGUCGUUGUUCGCUGCCAGUUCGUCUCAGCCAAGGACUACCCCAUCCUCCUGGGCAGCACCGACCUCGGCGUCAGCAUGCACCAGAGCAGCUCAGGCCGCGACCUGCCCAUGAAGGUCGUCGACAUGUUUGGCUGUGGUGUGCCUGUUCUCGCCCGUGGCUUCGCCUGUAUCGACGAACUGGUCAAGGAUGGACGCAACGGCCGCAUCUUCAACACUGCCGAGGAGCUGGGCGAGCAACUGAUCGACACGCUCGAGAACUUCCCCGAAGCCGACAAGCUCAACCACCUCUCGUCGUUCUUCGAGGCGGCGGCAAAGCCCAAGGCGGGGUCCAGGCUGAGCCGCUCCUCGCCCGACGGCGGCGAGACCGAGUGGUCGACGUGGGAUCAAAACUGGGACGUUGUGAUGAAGCGCAAUGUCCUCGAGUUCAAAAAGUAGCCGGGUAGCCACAUCUGUAUAGGAU